AUGUUCGGCCAUCUCAGUCUCAGACAGUCUUUCAACAAGACUUUGUUUUCCACGAUCAUGCUGAUUGCGGUCUCGCAGUUCAACUUUGGUUUCGAUCAGCAGGGGUUCAACACAACUCAGGCGAUGAACGCAUUCGAAAGACAAUUUGGGUGGUACAACCCCACAAAGAACAUAUACUAUCUCGAAAGCUGGUGGCUGUCGCUCUUUGCAGGUUUGCCUUACAUUGGCUUCGGAAUUGGAAUUCUGAUCGGAAGCUCUGUCAGCAAACGAUACGGCAGAAGAAUGUGCAUGUUCUCCAUGAGUGUUUGGUCGUGCAUUGCAACAACUGUCAUCAUGACUUCCAAGAACCGAGAUCAAAUCCUGGCAGCUCGCAUUCUCGCCUACAUCUACAUCGGAAUGGAAUUAAGUGUCGUGCCAAUUUUCCAAUCAGAGAUCACACCACAGCGCGCUCGCGGGUUUGUUGUUGGUACAUAUCAGUUGAGUCUUGCGAUGGGCGGGUUGGUUGUUAAUGCUGUCGCGCGAGGCACUGGCAGUCUGAACUCUUCAGCAGCGUACUUGAUUCCGUAUGGUCUGUUCUACAUCGUGCCCAUCAUCGUUAUUGCCGGGAUCUGGUUCGUUCCCGAAUCGCCACGCUGGCUCGCCAUGCAAGGCCGGAACGAAGAAGCCUUAGUCGCGCUCACCCGUCUCCGUCGAGGCAAAUUCACAGAAACCCAAAUCACCGAAGAAAUGGAACAUAUUCGCGCCGGCAUCGACCGCGAAGUAGAGAAGGGCACUUUCAAGGACAUGUUUCGAGGAAAGCAGACGACGAAGCGUACCUUGUCAGUCAUGGGCGUCAACUUCUUUCUGCAGGCGACCGGUUCAAUCUUUGCCAGUGUCUACGGCGCCAUCUUCGUCAAACAAUUGGGAUUCAUCAACCCGUUUACGGUCACGAUAAUUACUUCGGUCAUCAACAUCUUCAUGUGUCUGGGCUCCAUGGUCCUCCUCGAUAAGAUGGGACGAAGGAAUGUCAUCUUCUUCGGCGGAUCGAUUCAGAUGGCCGGGCUUUUCGCCAUGGGAGGCCUCGGACUGACUUCAAACCCGAGCGUCCCCGUAAAAUCCGCCAUCGUCGCGAUGAUGGUCGUGAUGACUGCUGGCUUCACCCUGGGAUGGGCACCCACAUCGCACGUUCUCUCAGCCGAGAUACCGAGCAUGCGUCUUCGUGACAUUACGUACCGUACUGCCAGUGUCUUCAACAUUGCGAUGCAGUUCACGAUCGCGUUCUCAAUGCCGUAUCUGCUAAACCCGCCGUAUGCUAAUUUGGGAUCCAAGGUUGGUCUGAUCUUCGGCAGUAUAGCGUUUCUGUCUCUCAUAUUUGUCUACCUCUGCGUUCCGGAGUGCAAGGGCCGCACAUUAGAGGAAAUCGACAUGCUUUUUGACAUGAAGGUUCCAAUGAGGAGUUUCCAGAAGAUUGAUCUGUCAGAAACACUUGUCCACGUCACCGGUCGGAAAGAGGAUGAGGAGACUGCCUCAGAGGUGGCAGUGGGAAUCCGGGCCGGAGGGAAAGUGUAA
This is a messenger RNA of Colletotrichum karsti, 1548 nucleotides long. RefSeq names its product vegetative cell wall protein gp1. Gene Ontology annotation, cellular component: membrane. The transcript has 5 exons. NCBI's taxonomy places the organism in Eukaryota, Fungi, Ascomycota, Sordariomycetes, Glomerellales, Glomerellaceae. Bases 1 to 1548 code for a protein of 515 amino acids. Gene Ontology annotation, molecular function: carbohydrate:proton symporter activity. The record is from RefSeq and is a predicted model, not a curated record. Gene Ontology annotation, biological process: carbohydrate transport; transmembrane transport.